Nelumbo nucifera (sacred lotus) is the source of this 2611-nucleotide messenger RNA. NCBI's taxonomy places the organism in Eukaryota, Viridiplantae, Streptophyta, Magnoliopsida, Proteales, Nelumbonaceae. The record is from RefSeq and is a predicted model, not a curated record.
UAGAGCCCAAAUCCGGGCCAUAUGGGCGAAAAAGCUUAUCCAUGCCCGACCUAAAACAGGCCGAACUGGGCCAGCCGAUCGGACUACAUGGGCCUGGAGCCCCAAGUAAAAUAGUUGUAAUUCACCUUUUUUAGGCAGAAGAACAUCCUUUUUUUAAGGUUUAAAUGUUUCAUAACCACCCAGGCAAAAAUCAUGUUCGCUCAACAAAUUGUGGUUAUUCACGUAAGUUCUCCCACCUACCAAAACCAAAGAAGAUAUCAUGAGAUUCUGAGGGGUAGUGAAGUAGGUGGGAACUUGGAUGCUGCAGAUUUAAUCUCCACAAAGCAUGCGUUAGGUUCAGGCGAUCUAACGGCCAAACAAAAAUGUAGGCAGAACCACACAAUCGCGGCCUCUUGCGGUAAGGAACUUAGUAGGAAGCCCACUCUGUCACGGAGCGAUCAGCAUUUCCACAUUCCACAAUAUCCACGUGUACCUUUGUCUUCUUCACAUGUCCUCGGAGAAGUGGGUCCAUUAAACAAGUGGUAACACUGUCACGGUAUAACCGUAGAACAGAUUUCUUUAAUUUUGAUGGGAUCAAUAUCCCCAAACCCCAAUUUCGUAAUAAAGGAAACUAUUGUUCUAUUCACACAUAAACUCUCUACCUCCGUUUGUGGCUCCUCCUACAGAACAGAAAACAUUCGGUGUGGUCAGAACUCAGAACUCAGAAUGGAAAUAUUAUAUAAAAUAGUGGGUAUCACUAAUCACGAUCACGGCUGGCUGCUGGCAUUCACAACGUCGGAGUUCAAGGGUGGAGCCCACUAGCUAGAAGCUCAGGUAAAGAUUCUAAAAUUUUUUCUGUUUUUUCCGCUCAAUCAAUAUCAACACCGUCGCCGUCUUCUUUUCUUUGGUUACGCUUUUGGAUAGAAGGGGAGUUCAAUUUGAGAACAGAGGACCAUUUUUCCAUUUAGGAAGCCGGAAUCCACCGUCGACGGGCCCAAAUUUGGAUAACCACUAGCUCUCCGCACACAGUCUUUCAUCCAUCCUUUUGCCUUAUCCUGGUGACCCAGAAGAUGCCCCUGCUAUGUCUUUAUCAGCUUCGAAUCAUAACAGCAUUACUAUAGCUUCAAAAUACUCUCUCUCUCUCUCUCUCUCUCUCUCUCCACUACACAUAAAAAAAAGAUCAAGAAGAAUCAUUAAAAAGGAAACAAAUACAGAUACAACCUUCCUUUUUCAGUUGGCUACUUGGAUUCUCUUCCCCUGCUUCUAAUUUGAAUUUUAACAUACAUGGAUUCUAGCCGUCAAAAAUAUUUAUUAUAAGAUCCUUCCUUCACCCUUGCAGAACCCAAAUUAAUCCGUAACACGGAGGAAAGGAAGAGAAAGUAUAUGUACCGAUUGAGACACAGUAGGUUAGAAAAGGUUCUCCUCUGCAGUCCCCAGUGGCCUAGAUAUCCAGUUCAAGAGAAAUGGUUUUGCUUCUUCUGAUUUCUUUUGUGAAUCUCCCCACCUGGCAUUGUGACCAAGUUCCGAUUGAAUUAGCCUAAAUUGGGUGGUGCUUCCUUUGACGGCUCGUUGGGGUUUCAAGAAGAAAGCCUGACUACAUCACCAUCAGAUAACAUAAUUACAGCCUUUCAAUCACAAAUCCUCCAUUCUUGUUACUUUGGAUUGGUAUGAAAUUAGUUAGGUUUAAGGGUUUAAGGGUUUUGAAUUCCAUUCUCUAAUCGUCUUCGAUCGAUCGGCUUUUUGUGCGGCACUGCUGAACCCGACUAGCUCUAUUAUUUCAAGGAUGAGACCUCAAUACCACCCACAUCGUCUCCUCCUACACGUGGAAUCCCGGGCACCACUGAUCAAUGGAAGCAGAUCGUCGCAUGGGUCUUACUCUUACACCAGUGAAGCAAACUUCGACACCAACAUGGUGAUCAUCCUAGCGGCCUUGCUAUGCACACUAAUAUUCGCUCUCGGAUUGAACUCCAUACUACGUUGUGCACUAAGAUGUGGCCGCCGAUUAGCCUUCGAGACACCGGACGAGACAGCUGCACGUUUAGCUGCAACUGGGCUUAAGAAGAAAGCAUUGCGCCAGAUUCCGGUAGCGGUGUAUGGAUCGGGAUCGGGGAAGAGUAUUCAGGCCACCGAGUGCCCAAUUUGUCUGGGAGACUUUGUGGACGGAGAUAAGAUACGUGUCUUGCCUGAAUGCAGCCAUGGGUUCCACGUCAAGUGCAUAGACACAUGGCUGGUGUCACACUCGUCCUGCCCUACUUGCCGGCAUUCAUUGCUGGACCGCCCAACAACAUCUGAUGCUCAAGAUGCCGAUGAACGAGUUAGGCCGCCGGAAGGCGGGUCCGGCCGACAGGGUGGCCUCAUAGUAGUCGUAGGCUUGUAGCGCAGCCGAGUUGAUGGUGUUGAUCGGACUUAUAUAUCCCAAUACUAUAUUUGGUACAGGUUUUUAUAUUAUUUUUUUAGUUGUUUUGGUUUUUAAUUUAAUUGAAAGCUAGCUUUAUGUAAAGAAUGUAAAAACAAAGAGCAACACGGCUUUGUAGUAUUAAUCACUGUAGUAUUUGCCACUUGUCCAAAGCUUAAAAGCUUAAUAGUGAAAACAAAACAAAAUGAAGGAUUUUUACCUAUGGAGGUGGGGUUA